This is a messenger RNA of Manihot esculenta (cassava), 1554 nucleotides long. RefSeq names its product U-box domain-containing protein 21. Gene Ontology annotation, biological process: protein ubiquitination. The transcript has a single exon. The record is from RefSeq and is a predicted model, not a curated record. Bases 45 to 1406 code for a protein of 453 amino acids. Lineage: Eukaryota; Viridiplantae; Streptophyta; Magnoliopsida; Malpighiales; Euphorbiaceae. Gene Ontology annotation, molecular function: ubiquitin protein ligase activity.
UUGCUCUCAAGAACAAAAAAAAAGAAGAAAAGAGCAGAUCAUUCAUGAUGUUAUACUUGAGGAGAAGAAGGGCUGCAGCUCGUCUUGCGCGAAAGAACGAGCUUAGUAAUGAUGAUUCCGGCGAUAACUUGGAGAUGCAAACGUUGAUUCCAGCUCAUUUCCGGUGCCCGAUUUCUCUUGACUUGAUGAAAGAUCCAGUUAUCUUAUCAACGGGGAUCACUUACGAUCGAGAGAGCAUUGAGAAGUGGAUAGAAGAUGGUAACCAGACUUGUCCUGUUACUAAUCAGGUAUUGUUGAGCUUCGAUCAAAUACCUAACCAUUUCAUCCGCAAGAUGAUUCAAGAUUGGUGCGUUGAGAAUACAUCUUACGGGAUUCAAAGGAUUCCAACUCCUCGCAUUCCUGUCACGCCCUACGAGGUUUCAGAGACUUGUAAGAGAAUUGUGGCGGCAACCCAACGUAAGGAUCAUAUGAAGUGUAAAGAAUUGGUGGUGAAGGUCGAGAACUGGGGAAAAGAAAGCCAACGAAACAAAAGGUGUAUUGUGGAUAAUGGAACUGGUAGUGUUUUAGCAGCUACUUUCGAGUCAUUUGCAGAAGCAAUAAGUACCUCUUCUACAGUGGAGAAGUACACAGAUUUGCUGGUGAAGAUAUUGUCAGUUUUGGUAUGGAUGUUUCCGCUCAGUGGAGAAGGCCAACUCAAGCUAGGAUCGGUGAAUUCUUUACGUUGCAUGGUAUGGCUUUUGAAGAGUAAUGGAGACCUUUCAGCUAGACAAAAUGCAGCUUUAGUACUUAAAGAGCUUCUUUAUUUAGAUCAAAAGCAUGUAAAUACCUUGGGAGAGAUGGGAAUUAUUCAAGCACUAAUGGAGUUAAUCAAGGAGCCAAUUUGCCAUACUUCCAUGAAAGCUUCACUAAUGGCGAUAUGCUACAUGAUAUCUCCUUCAACAAUCAGCGACAAUAUUUCAUCAGAAAUUGUGGAACUGGGCGCUGUCUCGUUGAUAAUAGAGAUUCUUGUUGAUGGAGAUAAAAGCAUAUGUGAGAAGGCAUUGGGUGUUUUGGACCAUAUCUGUGAGUCCAAAGAAGGGAGAGAGAAGGUGGCUGACAAUGCUCUAACAAUUCCAUUGUUGUUUCGGAAGAUUUUAGCAUCAGAAUUGACAUCAAAAUUCUCAGUGUCAAUCCUGUGGAAGCUUUGUAAAGAUGAGAAGAGCGAGGAGGAAGGAGGUGUUGUAGCUGAAGCACUUCAGCUUAAAGUAGGUGCAUUUCAGAAGCUACUGAUACUCUUACAAAUUGGUUGUGAUAAGAGCACAAAGGAGAAGGUUACCGAGUUGUUGAAAUUGUUUAAUAUUAGCAGAGCUAAGUUAGACUGUAUUGAUUCCUCAAUGGAUUUCAGAUAUCUCGAGAAGUCCUACUGAAUUUUUCUUUUCUUUUCCUUUUUUUAGGACUAGGAAGUUUAUUGAAUUGUACAAAUUACAUUUGUGAAAAGGUUAAAGAGAACUAUAUGAAUGUGAUAUAUAAUGCUUUUUAGUUGGUGGUAAACAAAUUAUACAUAAUGCUUUUUUG